GACGCGUCGCGGUCGGGGCGACGCAAAUUAUCGCUCGACAUGCAUAUGGAGUGCGGACUGCGGAACAACACGGAAAAGUUCAUGUGUUAGUACUAGCUUAUUUAAUAGUGUUUGUGACGCGAGUAAAUUUCGAUAUUUUUUUAUUUUUUGUUUUUCUAUAAUCUAUAGUAUGGUAAUAUUGUUACUUAUUGAUUUUGAAUUAAUACAUAUCUUUUAAAUUGGUACACACUUUUAUUUUACGCUUUUAAAACACUAAUAUUUUUAUAAUCACACUCCUAUUUUCAAAGUCCACGAGGUUCCAAUGGUUAUAAUAUUAUAUUAUAUCGUAGGUAUUAUGUAGUAGGUACUACGUACGAAUAUACGUUACGGAAUUUUACUGAAAAAAAAUCCUAUUUUUAAGUAAUAUGUACUAUGUUAAUAUAGUAAGCCAUCUUUUAUAUUAUAUACGAAUAGCUACAACCGAAAACAAUCAUGUUAGUUAUUGUUUUAUACAGUUAGGUACUUAACACUCAAACAUUUGAAAUAUUAUAAUAUUUACUACGAUGGCUAUACUGAAGUAUACAAUUUUUUAAUUUCUAACAAUGCUAAUUCUAACAAGGACUAAUAUAUGAUGUAUGUAUACAUUUUUUCUUUUUACAGCGAGUCUAAUGACGAAUUUGUUCUUUCUGUACGGGAUUUAUGUUCUUCUUAUUUGUCAGACAGCACUGAGUUCACAGUAAGUAAAUAAUAAUUAUAGUUUUUUCAACCACCGCGGCCACUUUUCAUUAAUUAUUACAGUUCAUUGUAGCUAUAUAGGUACGUAGGAAAAUAAUUAUAUAACAGGUAUAUAAAUAUUAAAUGUUGUAAAUACAAUCAAUACAUAGUUGGCGUGGCUACUUCUUCGUUCGUUUAUAUACAAUACCUAAUAAAAACAUAUUGGCUACCACCGUAAAUAAUAAUAACAUUAUUAUAGGUAUAUAACCUAACCCAACCAGGUACCUAUGUAUUUUAUACUGAUUUAUACUGAUCAGGGUGGAUUAAUGAUUUUUUUCGACAUACGGGAUAUAGUUAAACAUCAAAUCGGCCAACGAACAUGCACAAAUAUAAUACAAUUUUAGGGGUGCCAAAAUUACAUAAAUGAUUUAAUUAUUUAUUACCUUAUAUUAAGAUUAUUAUAAUAUUAUAAAUUAAUUACAAACAAAUCUUAACAAGAAAUAGCUACAACUUGAAAAAAUUUGUGUGAGUAAAUAAUUUUUUCAAUGUCACUUGUCAUAGUCUUUAAUAGAGGUCAAUUAUCCUGGCAUCCACACUUUGGAAUUUAAUUACCAAACUAACUAGUAUUUAAAAUAAAGUAUGUAUCUGAUCACAGUUUUGCGAAUGCCAAAAUAUUUACAACUUCAUUAACCGUAAUCGAUACAUUUCUGUGUAUAUUGAGGAUAACUAAUUCAUUCAAUCUGUUUUCCGAGAUUGCAUUUCUAAGGUAUGUUUUAAAACUUUGAAAUCAUAACAUAUAAAUAAUUAACAAAAAAUUUAAAUCAACAUUUUUUUUAAAAAACAUUUAUAGCGUUCAGGAUGAAGUAUCAUUUGUGUGGCAGCACAGUGUGCCACUACUUUUUUCCUAAGCAUACUUAAAAGUGUAAUAUCUCAUUAACGGGUUGACGGAAAUCAAAAAUGUUAACACCAAAAUUAAUUUAAACUAAUAUUUCGUCUACUAAUGGCAUUUUGAAUAUAGGUUACCACAAUAUCACUUACCAUUUGAAAAUCAAAAGUAGGUAAUCGGCUCACCCUCAAAAACAAGGUUUACGAAAAAUAAAGCUAAUGUAAAAUUGUUUAGCUACUUGUUAUCAAAAAGUUACUUAUCAAGAUAUCACAAUGAUCAUAUCUUCUUGAAAAACCACGUAUAUACAUAUCUAUAUGAUGUUUGUUGACAAAUAUUUAUCACACACGUUUUAAAUAAUCACAAAUAUUAGGUAAUUAAUAAAUGUUUAGAAAUAGUCAACAAUUUUAUUCAAUAAAUGAAUAAAUCUAAUUGUACUUAUAAAUAUAAAACAAAAAAUGAACAAUCAUAAAUAAAAUAUGCAAAUUAAUGUAAUAUUAUUUUAAAUUAACUUACAAACUUAAAAAAAAAAAUAUUAGGUUAUAACUAGAUACAUAAGAUAUCAAAGAAAUAUAUGUCUAUAUAUGUCUACGAAUAGUUUUAAAAUAUAUUUUAAUUAAUAUAAUGCAAUUAACUUGGAGAUUUAAAAAAUAGUAAGUUCUCUUUCACCAUAAUAUAACGCACGUUAUAUGAUACGUUAGGUGACAGGCAUGGGGCGCCUGAUCCAUUUAUAUAUUAUCCAUGCAAAUUUUUCCGAAAAUAAUUGAUAGAUAUCUGUUAUAUUAAGCAUUAAUAUUGUUUUAAACUAACGCUAACUGUCAACAACCGUGAUCCCAACAUAUCUAACUGUAACUUACCUAACUGAAACCCUCAAAAAUAGAUUUUCGAUAUUAUAAUCCAAUGAUUUUAAAUCUUGUCCAAUUCUGAAUAUAAUACAGUACUGAUAUUAACUGUAAAACUGCUAUUCCAUUGUCCUCGGAUUGCACCCGCUGCGCUGUCACCCAUCGACGUGUUAUUUUUUGUUAAAUAAAAGUCAACAAUAAUUUUUAGAUCAAUAUUUUUUCAUCACGAAACAUAAUAUUAUAAAUUUGCAACUUGUAUGUACACGUGUACAUGCGCAUUUACUGUUCCACCUCCGCCUACUUAGAUUAGUUCAGCUUCAUCGUCCCCUACAACACUCGAGUAUCUAAACGCAUUCCAACUCUACGUUUGAGCGUUUACAGGAAUUAUCGGUACUUAAACGCACGACGUCAUAGGCGUUUGGCUAGCCCAACGUACAGGUACCGGCCUCACAUAUCCACUUGCACAUCGAAAUUGUCCAUCGCUGUGGUAGGAAGCAACGACAAUUGCGAAGAUUCUCAACAGCCAUCGACUAGCAGUACUGCACAGCCACGUAAACUUUCAGUACCGUCGCCGUCAGCGUCAUCAUCUCCGCACGACCGGUUAUCCCAUCGUGGACUACACAAACACCUGUUGCUAAUUACCGGGCAGGUGUACCACGAGUAUAUCGGCGAGUGUUCGGUGAUGUCUCAGGCACGCGAUCUGCAAGACCUAGGUUCGAUGUUGCGGCAAACCAUAACUCCUGCAGGUCCUGGUGACUUUGUCCUGAUCCAGGUGGGCACGGGCUGGCGACUCAAUGUUCGGUUAUUGGACUUGCUGGUUGACCGUCUGGGUAACGUGACCAUGUACGUGGAUAAGAAGUUCUACAGCAAAACGAUGGCCAAACACUGUCGAAACAUCGGGACCGGGUGCACUCUGUUGACCAGUCUUGUGCCUGUGCUCGAACAGCUCGAAUCCGGUGCCGUGUCGCAGCCAGAAAACGGCGGUGGGAGUGCGGGUGUCGCUAUGUACGAUCCCGAAUGGAUUCCGGUUCCCGCGCUUCCUCCCCUGCCCCGUAAUUUCAAUGGCUCCACGGAGAAACAAAUCGAAUACCUAACGUGGCGACUGUGCGUCCGAGACAGGCGUCACAACUUGUACUAUAAACUCGAUAAGGACUCGUCGACGUCCGACCUGAGGUUAGCACACAUCUUUCCAAGGCUCUCCGCAAUACCCUAUACAUUGUCCCUAACAUCCAACAUUGCACUCUGUUUCGCAUUGCAAUAAAUUAGGAAGAUACCUGCAAUACCGUCGGACCCGACGUUCAGCUAUUAUUAUGUACCUAUCCUCCCAACAAAAAAAAAAAAAAAAAUCAGUUUUCAUAAUCUCCUAGAUUAUUAUGUUCCAGUGAAUAUUGAAUAUUACCGAAAUGUAAAUCGUGUUAUAAUCGGAACAAUUUACCCGAUUAGAUUUAUAAAAGUUGUUUUCAAAAUAUAUGAACCUAUUUGCGUGCUAAUAUUACAAGGCCUGUAUAGGUACUAUUAGCACAUAUUGAUAUUGCACGUACCGUUGACAUUUUAAACGUUUCAACAUAUAGCAAUUAUGACAGAUCGAUUCGCAAAACUGCCACGAGUUUCCACAAUUAUGUCAUGUGUGUAGCAAAGUAAACUAAUCCCAUAUUUAUUUGUACAUUUGCAACACACAAAGUGGAAUAUGUCACAUACAUUUUGAUGUAUAAAAUAAUGGUAUAACAAUAUACGAUGUAUAGGAGAGGUGUCCAAUUCGUGGCAAUUGCUUAUAUACAUAUAAUAUAUUAUAAAAAAAAAUGAAUUAUUAAAAAUAAAAAUAAAAUUUUAAAACCAUGCUUUUGUAUAAAAAUCGUAAUAAAAAAAAAUAAAACCUUUCGAAAAAAAAAACCGCUUUAAUAAUGUCCUAUACGAUGAUAGACUAAAAGAAAAGCAUGGUGCGUGCACUCAUAAACAAUUAUUACUUCAUAGCGGUAAGUCGGCUAUAUUUGUAAUAUUUUUAACGAAUUGGUCUAAAUUAUUGAUAUAAAUUUACCUUAAAACAUACAUAAACUCGUAGACUACAAUUUGGCAUACCUACCCAAUUAAAAACAAUUUGAAUACAUUAUUUAUUUUUAAAAAAAUGUACGAAGCGAUCUUGCAUAGAUGACCAGUUUGUUUAAUUUGGGUCAAAUGAAUUUUCAAUUGGGUUACAGUAUUACAUUCUUAUAAAUAGUGCAAUUUAUUUUAAUUCAUCUUGAAAUUUGUUAUCACUUAAUGUAAAAUAUAUUAGCGUUUAAACUCACUUGUGUGUAAAAACUAUAUUUACACUUCUAUUGGUAGAGUACUCAAGGGAGACAGCGUAAAUGACAGAACAUUGAAAUAAAAUAUUACAUCGAAAUUAAGUUUUGACAGGAUUGUUUACGAGUGUACGUGCCAUGCUUUUUUCUUUUAGUCCACCAUAAUGUAGAAUAUUGUUAACAUUUGUAUUUUCGAAAGAUUAUUUUUCACUUUUUAGUACUAAUUUUUUAUGCUUUUUGGAUUCUGAGUGUUGCAAAGAAUGAAUUAAUAGUUUUACAAAGAUGUUUAUUUUUUUUUUUAUAUUAUGUACACAAAUUCUACCAGAUAUCAACUUUUCUAAAAUGGAAUUUUCCUGGUGUAGUACUAUAAGGAGGUAAUUUUUUGAUUUUCUCAAUAAAUGAGAAAAACCGAGAAAAAACGUAGGAAAAACGGAAAAUGUACGAAAUUUAUUAUUUAAAAAUCUUAAAUAUUAUAGCCUUUUAGAUUCUGAGCGGAGCGAGGAAUGUAUUGGUUUUACUAUGAUAUUCCUUUUUUGUUUCUUGUUUUUUUUUUUUUCUACUGUGUAUACAAAUUCUAUCAGAAAUCUUCCUCCGAUAUAGCGAUAUGUACGUGUGGCACUUUUUCUGAAAGGAAAUAUUGUCUAGAUCAGGGGUUCCCAACCUUUUUGUUAUGGUGACCCACACAUUAACUCUACUCUGAGUAUGUGACCUUUCAAUAAAAAAAUAAUAAAAUAAAAUUAAGUUUGCUCUAAUAGCUCAAUACAUAAUAAGUAAUAAUAUUAAUAAUAAAAGUCGAUACAUUAUGAACGUCAUUUAAUUCAGCAGACAUUUUUUUUGACACAAGUACCUCUCUGUGAGGCAUACAUUGCGUCCAUUUAUCAUCUGGAGCUACUUCUUUAAUACGUAGUUACACUUACACAGUUUGUCCAUUGAAUAUUAUUUUAAAAAAAAAAUAAUAAUAAAUAAAUAUAUAUAUAUAUCUACACCAGUUGUUGUGCUCAAACUAUCAUAGUACAAGAAAUCGUCAUGAAUACUUCCGUCUUAUAACUACAAACAAUAUAACUUUAUUUUGAACGUCUAUACUUUCGUAUAACUGAAUAAAAAAAAAUAAUGAUGAGUUUCGAGUUUAAUCUGUUUAGUAUUAAUUGUUGUUUUAUGUUUUCGUUAAUCUCGACAACGGACAAAGCGUCUCUGAACAUUAUUAUUUGAAGAUAGUAUUAUUUUUAGUUUAUUAUGUUACCUCCUUGAAUUAAAUUCCAAAUAAAAUAAACAAUUAUAAGCGUUAGAUUUUAGAUUCUGAGUGAAGCGAAGAAGCAUAUGGUUUUACAAAGAUGUUUGAUGUAGGGAGGCCAUUUUUCGAUUUUCUCAAAAGUUUUCUCAUCAAAUGUAAAAAACCGAAAAAAAAUGGGGAAAAAAUAGGAAAAUAUACGAAACAUGAUUAGUAUAAUAUAACGAUUUUUUUUUCUGUUGAUAACUUUUCUACCAGAAAUUUUGCUCCAAUUUACAAUGAUGGUGUUUCUUUCUGAAAGGAAAUCUAACAUUGAUGGUACUUUAGGGAGGUCAUUUUUUGAUUUUCUCAUGAGUUUUCUCAACAUAAUCGAAAAACCGGGAAAAAAACGGGAGAACGGAAAAUAGAUAUAGUAAUAAACAAAUAUUAUAAAAAACAUUUUUAAUACAUAUAUAAUCAUUUUAUCAUAAUAUGACAUAUAUUUAUUGUUCACAAAGCAAGACUAUCAACUAAACUCCAUUCAGAAUCGUUCGUUUGUUAGUAAUGGUUUAUCAUUGCUUACUGGUGUACAUUAAUUUCCCAUCUGUAUCCUACCUUCCCAACUUCCCACCUACAACAGUGGCUGCACCCACGUGCGAAGUAUGCCUGUCUUUUUACAUGAUGUACAGCAGGAUCCAAGGGGUUGUAUGCACUGAUACCAUGAAAUAUACAGAGCGUGCCCACGAUCAAAUAAACAAUAGAAUAUUAUAAACUAUCGUUAAAUACACGAUAUUUUUUAUAAAAUACUAUAUUUUUAUUUUAAAAAAGUACAAUUUAGAAGAAGCCAUUAGCCAGCUAUGUAUUUAUACACACUGAAAUAUUACGUUUAGUAAAUAUAUCAUAAGUGCCUAAAUAUUAUUGUAUUUAGCUCAGUGGUGUAGGUAUUGGUAAACAAAUUCUAUACGAUAUAGGUCCAUAAUUAUUGAUAUAUUAUAUUUUAAAAUAUUUAGUUGUUAGAAUUAUUUUUUUUCUUUUUCUAAUCGAAUAUUAACUCACUGGGAGCAAGUCUCAUCGGUCCGAGGAAAAAGUAAUGCAGUAGGCAACAUUAAUUUAAAUUGUGGAACAAAUUUAAGUACUUAAUUGCGUUCUAUGUACAAAGUGAAUAAUAUAGUUACUUAUUAGGGUUGGAUAAUAGGCAAAUGGGACAUCGUGAAAUUUUCAGAUAGACCACGAUAAAAUAUAAAUUAGGUGUAUCUGGUAACGUCAGGUGAGUUAAAGUGAAUAACCGGAAUAAAUCACUGGACGAUUAUAAUACAACUCAAAAUAUGAUUUAUUUGUUCUGCUAAGUUGCAGUAAAAUAUAGUGUUUGAAAAGCUGUCAAUGAGCUAUCAGGGGCUAUACGCUAUCGAGAAGCUUUAAAUACAAGCCAUCAGGAUUUGCAUUAGAUUAAUUUAUGACCCUGUUAAUAUAAUACUAAAGGCUGCAGUAGGACGUAGGCUAUUAUGGUUGGUCACAAUGAAUUGUCGACAACAGGAGGGUGCUCACGGGGGAGAGGGUGAGGGUGUUAUAUCCCCCCAUGAACUUUUUUUUAUACAUUUGUUUGACGUUCCUUUGUAGUUUCGAUUUUCAAAGAAAAAAAAGAAGUGCAUAUUUGGUUUUAAUUUUUACUCGUUAAUUAUUAUCAUACACAUUAAAAUGUGUUUAGUAGAUAUUAUAGUUAUAGUAAUUAGCUAUAGAUAAAGCAUGAAUAUUAUUAAAAAAAGGUACUAAUGGACUAUUAUAAUAUUUCAGUCUAUUAUAUAAACACGACCAUCGGCAUAUUAAUAUAUUAUGCAGUUUUUAGUUAUGCUAUAAUAAAACUUAUAUUAAUACACAUACCUAAUUACUUAAAUAUUUUUAAUAAUUUCAUAUUUUUAAAACUUAAAGUAUGAAUGUUGCAUGUAAACGAUAUAUAAGCUUAUUUGUGGACUAUAGAUUAUCAGAUGCUGAAUCAAAUUUACUGUAAGUUUAGAAGUGUAGACUUUAUUUCAGAUAAAAAAAAUCAGUUCUUACUACCUAGUGUACAUAACUUUUGUCUUUUACUGUUUAGGCACUAAAAAAUGUAUGGAUACCAUUACCAACAUUUAAUUACCUUUAAAUAAAAAAAAAUGAAAAAAGAGGUUUAAAAUAUUAGUAUAAAAAAAGCUGUCCUAAGAUAAUGGGAUUGGGUGCAGUCAUUGUUAUAGUUACCUAAUUUAAUGUAUACCUGUAAGCAAUGAUAAACCAUUUCUAACGAAAAAACAAUUCUGAGCGGAGUUCAGUUGAUAGUAUUGCUUUGUCAACAAUAUAUAUGUCAUAGUAUAGUAAUAUAAUUAAAUAGACAUUAUAUUUUUUUUUCUUUAAUAAUAUUUGUUUAAUUUACAAAUUUUACCGUUUUUCCCGGUUUUCCCAUGUUUUUCCUGGUUUUUCACAUUUUCUGAGAAAACUCUUGAGAAAAUCUAAAAAUAGCCUCCUUAAAGUACCUUUCCAGUCAGAUUUCUUUUCAAGAAAAAAGUAUUAGUGAAAGAAAAUAAUAAGCUUAAAUCGGGCCGCUGUAUAACUUUUGAAAGCGCUAGAAUAAACAUUUCCCAGGCUGUUUAUAAGGUACUCCAAUCAACUCUUAAGUACUUAUAUCGACGCGUUAUGGUUUUGAAGAAGGCAUCAUUGUUAUAUAUUUUUUUAUUAUAGUUAUUUUGUUCUAUUUUUUUAACGUAUAAGAUAUGAUAAGAAAUAAUUCAGAUUUUUUACUCGUAAAAUUGUAUAAACAGGAAAAGAGCUAUAUUAAAUUAUCGUUUGUGAAAUAAUUCAGAUAGAUAUAGGUAUUGAUUAUUCUAAUUACUUAUUAGUUAUUGGUUAUUAUACUUAUACUAUAAAAUCAGAUUCGGUAUUAUUAUUAAUUAUUAUUAUUUUUCUUUUCUUCUCUUUUUCGAUAAACCAUCUCACUAUUUACGUUUAGCCAUAAUUAAUAAUUCUUGAUUUCACUUUGUUUAAGAACUUAGUCAAAUUCAAACAUUUAAAAUAUCUGUGCGCAAGAUUUAUUAAUGAGAGGGUGGGACGGAGAGUUUUAAAAAAAAAUAUUUACUCUCUCGUCAUUUUUUAGACGUGGAUUUUUAAAAAUUUUCGAAUGUCCAUUUCAAUGUUAUCACCAACGGUGUGUUUGAAUAAUUAACGUCUCACUCUGAGCUCACUAUUAAUUUUUUUUUAUAUAAACUAUUUUUCACAUAUCCGUUACCCUAUAUCACUCGUGUUCUUGUGUGUGCUCUAUACUUACAUUAUAUUGUCAUUUGUUGCUAAUGAACGUGACGCUAUAACGUGCUAUAAUAGUGGUGUAUCAUUAUGGUACCUAUAUGCAUUAUUAUACAGCAAGGUACUAAUAAGAUUAUAAAAUAUAUAAUAUAAUUGACCAAAGUUUUUCCAAAUAAAUGAAAACAUAAUUUAUAUUUUUUCGGAAAUGUAGGGGGUUGAGCCCCUCCUUUGCACAUGGGCCUGCUACUGCACUAUUUUGGUUUUGUGACACGUAACAUUUUUGUUUUUUGUUAAUUAUGUACUAAUUUACUAUUUACAGCCAAGUUUAUAAUAUACAUCAGUUAUAAUUCCUUUACACGCACUGCACUGUAGAUAAAUCAUAAAAUAUAAAUGUAUAGGCAAUAGGCAUAUUAAUAUAUUAUAAUACAAAUUAAAUAUUCAUAAUAUUUUAAACAUUAAAGUAUAUUGUACAAUUUUAAUAAAUAUCUGGCAUUCUAUAUAGUUAUCCUCAUAACAAUCAAGAAUAUAUAUUUAUAUAUAUAUUUAAUCUAUAACCCAAGUAAUAUGUAAUAUAUUAUGUAGCCUUGUAUCUAGGUUAUCACAAAUAAAAUUGCAUUAAAAACUUUUGUUUAUUAAUGUGCUUAUCAUUAUAACUCGUAUAUUAAUAUAAAUGUUUUGUAUGAAUGAAAUGUUUCAGUGACCAGAGUGAUAUUGCAGAAAGCGACAAUGUCGUCUUUGAAACCAGUUUGUCUCUAACUGACAUACUGCCCAUAAACCCGAAAAACUAUGAUAAAAACCGUGCACCCAAAGUACAAGGGCAACCGACUAUCGUUUACUUUCAUAUAACAGUGCUAUCGUUGGAUUCAAUUAAUGAAGAAUCUAUGGUAAAUUAACAUUUCUAUAAUUCAAUUAUGUUCGAUCAAAGUGAUAAUAUUUCAUUGUUGGAUCUUGUUCAAAAUUUAACAUUGCCAACUAAAUUUCCAUCUGAUUCUAAUGUUUAAUUUUAUUGAUAUUUCCAGUCAGUUCUUAUUUGCUGUGAUUUAAAUGAGUGCUAGGGAUAAGGUGCUUAUUAUAUUUAAUAUUAUAAGGAACAUUUUGCAAUCAUGUGAUCAUGUUCUAUUAUCUAAUGCAAUUUAAAUAUUUUUGUAUGCAACAACUUUUCAACAAAUCCUUCGUUUAGUUGAAUUUUGAAAGACAAAAUUGAAAUUAAUAGUUAUAUUAUCAUUUGAUUUGUAUAAAAUAAAUAAUAAGGAAUCAAGCCUGUAAAGUAUUUUUACCAACGUUCAACUAUACCUUGAAAAUAAAUUUGUAUUGAUUUAUUAAGAAACAAUUCCAAUAUAUAGACCGAUAAAUAUAAGUAUAAUAAUAGUAAUAAGCAAUGCUCGAAAUAGAAAAAUAAAACAACAAGAGGGACUAUGAGACAUAUACAAAAUAAGCGUCCCUAUUCUAAUUAUUGAAUUUAACCUAAUCCCCGGAGGUCUUCACCCUCAUACCUAUCUUACAUAGCUUUUCGAACAUAAUACAAUAGUUAAUAAUUUAAAUUAACAAAAAAAAAACCAUAUUACUUAUAUUUGUAUUUAUUUUUAAAUUAUAAUAUUUACAAAGAUGUGUUCAUUUUCUUUUUGAAAAACACCUUUAAUGCUUUGAUUUUUUCUUAUCAUACCUUAUGCUACGCCCUAACUAGCAAGUGCACGUACUACGUUUCGGAAAUAAUAAAUAUAAACCCGUGCAAAUCGCAGUCACGAAAAAAAUGUUCACAAAACGCCUGCGAUUUUUCCCUCUAUUUUUAUCAUAUUAUCCCUUAGAGAUUAAAUGUUUUAAUAUAAUUAAUGUCAAGACGCUAAAUGUUACUUAUUAUUAUAAUAAUAUAUAAUCCAGUUUUUUGGCUUAUGGAUACGUGCGUGUUCAUAGUGCGGGGGCAGCUCGUUAUGGCAGCCAGCUUCGCUCACAUACCCUGUGUGACACUGCGCGGCACUCUUUGACAGUUCCUUACGAGGGUGCUACUAACUUACAUACCCUAGCAUUUCGAACCUGAUAGUGCUUCAAGAAGCUUCAAGAAGAAUAGUGUCCUUAGUAUAAACUUAAUCCUCACAAGGCAAGAUCAGGAAUUCGGCCACUUCGUUUCGUAAGCUGAUGUUGAAUUUAUAAUCGAAAAUAAACCCUGAUUUUUAUGCAAAAACCACGUUUCGGGUAGAUAACAAACGAAAAAAGAUAAGCAUACUUCAUACAAUGGGUGGGCUACUGUUGUAAUCAAGAAGUUGAAAAAGUGAGAUAUAGAGAGGAAUUCACUUUAUAUUUGUAUACAUCAAUAAAUCCAUUGCUACCGAAAAAUAAUUAAGAGCAAAAUUUAGUUAUACUUGUUUUAAAAGACCGAGAUAUUUAUGAUUGUCGUCAAAAUUUGAUAUUACAAUUCUUAUAAAAAAAAUACUACAUAUUAAAAACAAUAUUUUUUUUUUUAUUUUUUGAUCACAAAAUACGACUUAUAAUAAUAAUUUGUUGAAAAUUUGACAACGUUUAGAAAAGGCAAAUAUAAGUUUUCUGUCUAAGUUUUAUGUUUCUUGAUAUUUUUAACUGAGUUACAACAAAAAACAAAAUUGAAAAUAAUAAAAGCGUUAUUUUCGUAAAUUUUUCCGUUCCAUUUAUAUUUUUUUUCAGUUUUUCAGCUCAAUUAUUAAAAAAAAAAAAAAUACGGGAAAUCAAGAAAUGAUCUUACUCACCCAACUAGAUUAAAAAUGCAACAAAAAUGUUCUUAUAUUGUUUUUUUUAUUGGAGCUGCUAAAAAACAUAAAGCGCAAAAAUUUAAAAUAAAGGAAUCGUGACACUGUAAAUUUAUGAGUUUUCAUUUUCGUGAGCACCUAGAUCCAGAAUGCAAUAAAAAAAAGUCUCUUGUCAUUUUUUGAUUGAAGCAAUAUUUCUAGGAGAAACUAGGGACCUGUACUGUUGUAGGUGAGAAGUUGAAAAGCUAGAGGGGAAAUAUAAAUGUAUAUCUGUUCGCAAAGAUUAAUCUUUGUUAACAAAAAACAAUUCUGAGUGAAGUUUAGUUUCACAUAUUUUGAAAGGCCAUAAUAGGUGUAUACGAUUUGAAAAUAAUACUUUUUCCUGUUAUUCCUAAGUUUUUCCCGGUUUUUCUCAUUUAUUUUUAAAACCCCUCGGGAAAUCAAAAAAUUAACUAAAGUACCAAGAGAUUAAUCUCCUUUCAAGAAAAGUGCUAUACUUGAUACAUCGGAGCAAGUUUUAAGUUUUCCAGUGGAAAAUUUGUUCAUAGAAUGAAAAAAAAACUGUUCUAGGAUAAUGAGGACGGUUGUAGCCACUGUUGUAGGUGGGCAGUUAGGAAGAUCUUCAGUAUCUUAUCUUUAAUAUAUAUCUGUAAGCAACGAUAAACCAUUGCUAACGAAAAAAUGAUUCAGAGCAUAGUUCAUAGUAAUGCUUUGUUAACAAUAUGUUUGUAUGUCAUAUUAUGGUAAAAUAUUCAAAUAGAUAUUAUUAUAUAUUUUCUUUAAUAAUAUUUGUUUAAUAUUGAUCCGAUUUUUCCAUUUUUCGUAAGUUUUUCCCAGUUUUUCGUAUUUGCUGAUAAAAUUUAAAAAUGACCUCCUUAAAAAAGUACUUUUCCAGUCAGAUUUCCUUUCAGGAAAAGUGCUAUCAUUAUAAAUCUGAGCAAAAUUUCUAAUAGAAAAGUUGUCCACUGAAAAAAAAAAUUAUAAUAUUUUACUAAUAUUUUUCGUAAAUUUCCCCGUUUUACUCCAUUUUUUCUUUUCGGUUAUUCACAUUUGAUGAAAAAACUCCUGAGAAAAUCGAAAAAUGACCUCCUUAAAGUACCACCCCAAGACAAUUUGCUUUUAGAAAAAGGUCUAUACCGUAUAUAUCGGAGUAAAUUUUCUGGUAGAAAAAAUGUUCUCUAAACAGUGGCACAUCUAUUAGUGUUAUUAGCUCUUUUUUGUUGGAAGGUUGUAUUCUUUACAAAGUUUCGGCCUGGGGCCUUGAGAUAUCAUAUAACCUGAACUUGAUCUCAUCUGUUGUAAUUAUUAUAAUAAAAUUGUUUACUCACUCAAGUUCGAACACUGAACAUUGCCUAUGUAUUUUAUGGUUUUAGACGUAUGUAGCAGACAUAUUUUUGGCACAAAGCUGGCGGGACCAGAGACUCCGACUCCCAGAAGAUAUGAGCGAGGACCAUCGAAUACUCGACGUUGAAUGGUUACAUGAAAUAUGGCGACCCGAUUGUUUUUUCAAAAAUGCAAAAAAAGUCACUUUUCACGAAAUGAGCAUACCAAAUCAUUACUUAUGGUUGUACCAUGAUAAAACGUUACUAUACAUGUCAAAGUAUGAAAAGACAGAAAGAGGGGAAUUGUAUCUAAAACACCAAACGAAAGAAGAGCAACUUACACUAAUUUUUUCGAUAUUUCAAACGAUACUCAUAUAGUAAAACACAUUACAUUGAACAAGUCUACAAAUUAUAACAAUUUCUAAAUGUCUAUUAGAGCGUUUUAAAAAAUUGAAUGAAUAAUAAUAAUUAUUUAACAUUUUUUCUAAUUAAAAAUUGUUCAUAUCUGCUCUUUUUUCAUCUAGCAAUAAUACUGUUACUUUUAACACUGUAUACCAAUACAAUAUAGGUAUACUAUAGGUACCUAUCUACUAUUUAAUACUAUGAUUUUUGUUCUCAUUUAUAGAUUGACACUUGUAUUGUCAUGUGCGAUGAAAUUCGAAUCGUAUCCACAUGACACACAAAUAUGUUCAAUGAUGAUCGAAAGCUGUAAGUAUAUUUAUAUACGAGGAUAAAUGUAUUAGUAUUUAAUUUAUAGUUAUUCAAAUUGUUUUUAUAUGUAAUUUAAUAGUUAUUAUUUAAAAUAAAAAUAUUUGUUGAACUCAUAUUUUAUUAUAAAACACCAAGAUUCAUAACAACAUGUAUAUGGUACGUAUAUAUGCCUAAAAUGAAUAAUUAUACUGUUAGGAUCAAAAAAUCUAAAAAAGGUUGACGUUCCCAAAAAAUGAACUAAAAAUAUAUUGUAAUUUCUAUCUUCCUAUCAAUGAACUUUAAAUAUGAUUAUUCAAUAUAAACAAAUAAUAAUAAGAAGAUAAUUAAUCCUUAAUUAUUUAAGAAUAUUUAAACUAAAAUUGUGAGAUAAUUUUCCAAUUUAAUGAUUUAAAUAGGUAUGAUAUAGAAUAAACGAAUACAAAUUAUUGUAAGUAUCUAUAAUAUUAUAUAAUUUAUAUAUUUGUUUAGUGUCCCACACAACUCACGAUUUAGUAUUUAUAUGGAAUAUGACAGAUCCAUUAGUGGUGAACCCGAAAAUUGAAUUGCCUCAACUUGAUAUAUCAAAUAAUUAUACAGCAGAUUGUACAAAUGAAUAUUCGACAGGUUUGAACAUUAUCUUAUUUAAUUAAUAUACAUUAUAUACAUACAUAACACACAUCAAAUAUUUAACGAGCACGAUGGAACAUUGUUUAUUAAAUUUAUAAUUUUUAGGGAAUUUUACUUGUUUGGCUGUGGUGUUUAAUUUGCGGAGACGAUUAGGAUACCAUUUAUUCCAUACAUAUAUUCCAUCGGCUCUUAUUGUUGUUAUGUCAUGGAUUUCAUUUUGGAUAAAACCCGAGGCUAUACCGGCCAGAGUAACAUUGGGUGUGACUUCAUUAUUGACGCUUGGUAAUGCUUGAUAAAAAAUAUAGAUUAAAAAUUAAAUAAUUAAUUGGAACGACUAUUACCUACAGCGACCCAAAACACUCAAUCUCAACAAUCUCUUCCGCCCGUUUCUUACGUUAAAGCCAUUGACAUAUGGAUGUCCUCGUGUUCAAUUUUCGUGUUUCUGUCAUUAAUGGAAUUCGCUGUAGUAAACAAUUACAUGGGACCUGUGGCAACUAAAGUAAUGAAAGGGUACUCGGAAGAAGACAUCCAAGGAGGUGACGAAUUCAAAGAAUAUAGUGUAAGCUAUACCUAUUUUAAAAUACCUAUUGAAAUGUAAUUAAAAACAAAAAUAGAUAAUGUUAACGUAACUUUUCAAUGUUAUCUUAGGAAUUGGAUCCGAAGAACCGAAGUCCAAUCAGAAGUAUGACUACUGUAGCAGCAGUACCACAAUAUCCGACUUUUUGUAACGGUCGCGCAAUCGCAUUAUAUAUUGACAAAUUUUCGAGGUUCUUUUUCCCAUUUUCAUUUUUCAUUCUCAACGUAGCCUAUUGGACUUCGUUUUUAUAACGACUCUUUUGGUCUACGGUUUUUUUUUUUUUUUGUAUAUAAUACCUAUGCACGUUUGCAACAGUGAAUGCACAAUAAAUAGCUCAGGUACCUGCCAAGCCACUUUCUAAAGUCUAUAUUAAAAAACACAAUGCACUCUACUAAUAUGUUUAGAAAUGUAUAUUUUACUUCAUGCAAUAUUGUUUAGUAAAACAUAUCAUCUUUUAAGUUAUUGUAAUACAAAACUCGUGAGUGUACCGAUACAAGUUUGUAAUUAUAUGUUUGUGUAUGUGUAUUUACAUAAUUAUUAAAUGUUACAUUUUAUUUUAUGGUUGAUUUUGAUUUAGGUAAAUAUCCACAAAUUUUACAGAUGUACUUAUAAAAUUAAACCGUAUCUAAACUAUUAUCAAUUUAAAUGUCUUGUAAUUUUGUUAUAAUAUAAUGUAGUAUUAUAGCCUAAAAAUAAUCUAAUCUCUAACGUUUUAUAUUAUAAUUAUAGUAUAGGAUAUAACAAUGUUAUUUACUAUAUAAUAGUAAAAACCUGUUACCUACUAAUCUGCCUUCAACCAUACAAACAUUUUAAUAAAUAACAACAAUAUUUUGAUGAAUGAGUUUAAAAUAAUUUAGUGAUAUUAUUUUAAUAUUUAUACUAAUUACGAGAUUAGGCUAUUAAAUAACGAGACUGCGCGCGCAGAGAGCGUCCCAAAAAGGUUAGGGGAAAACCGAAUACAGCGCUGGUUAGCUGGAAGUGUCUAUUAUGCCAGUACAAAAUUGGGUUUUUGUUGGUGCAUUAGUAUUUUUUCUGUAGCGUUUAGAAACGAACAUGUUUUUUUCUCUUGCCGAAAACGAUGUGUGAGGAAAAACAUGAGCAACAGAUAAACGUAAAAUUUUCUCGUUAAACUAAAAAAAACUCCAACUGAGUGCUAUAAGUUGUUAAAAGAGGCCUAUAGUGAGGAUUUCCUAUCUCGGGCGCGUGUUUUUGAGUGGCAUAAAUUAUUUUCUGAAGGUCGAGAGUGCACCGGAAUCCAAUUCAGUCGUAAUCCAAAUUCAAAACCAUGCUGAUCGUUUUCUUCGAUAUCAACGGCAUCGUGAUGACUGAAUGGGUUCCAGAGGGUCAAACUGUAAACCAACAUUACUAUUUGACAGUUUUGGCAACAUUGUGUGAAUGAGUUCGUAAGAAACGAAGAAGUAUCUUGCACCAGGAUAACGCAUCUGCCCAUAACGCGCUGUCUGUGAAGCGUUAUUUGGCCGCUUAAGGCACUCCAGUACUCGAACACGCGUCUUACUCACCCGACUUUGCUUCCUACGACUUUUACUUGUUUCCGAAGAUAAAGUCUUCCUUAAAAGGAAUCCGGUUUGAAUCGAUGGAAGAGGUGAAACUAAAAUCGGCGGAACUCCUGAAUGGUCUUACAAAAACAGACUUCCAGCACUGCCUCGAGCAAUGAAAGAAACGAAUGAAACGGUGUGUGAAGAGGGGAGGAGAGUAUAUUGAAGGGGAACAUUUGGUUGUGGAAUAAUUUUUAAAAUAAAACCAUUUUUCAUAAGCAGUCUCGUUGUUUAAUAGCCAGACCUCGUAUUUUUAUCGUGUUACUUUCACAAAUUAAAUAAUAACGAGUACUGAUAAUAUUAAAUUUCGUGCUUAACG
Cinara cedri is the source of this 16976-nucleotide messenger RNA. Lineage: Eukaryota; Metazoa; Arthropoda; Insecta; Hemiptera; Aphididae. The record is from the annotation of a GenBank genome assembly.